Molecule: messenger RNA, 3192 nt
Organism: Mobula hypostoma (lesser devil ray)
Lineage: Eukaryota; Metazoa; Chordata; Chondrichthyes; Myliobatiformes; Myliobatidae
Exons: 9
Coding region: 1373-2359 (328 amino acids)
Source: RefSeq, a predicted model, not a curated record
CCAGGGCAGUAUUUCCACUAUUGCUACCAUAUCAAUAUUGUCUUUAAAAUCGCGCGGAUUUGCCAUCUGUUGCUUUAUUGCUCUGAUUGUGCAUUUUUUAGGAAAGACUAGAUGAUGUGGCAAUGAUAUUUAUAUUAACAAAUAUUGUAUUAAUUCUCACUGGCCGCAGACAAAAUUAGGCAAUUCUUCGUUCAGUGGGCACUUUAACAUGUACCUCCUGUACUUGGUAAUGUGGCAACUGAGUGCAUGUCCAGGGGCUUCUGCUGUUGUUACCCGUCCGCUUCAAUGCUGACCGCGCCGCCUCGUUCAUCAACCUCAGCUUGUCUUUGCUGACUUAGUAGAAUUAGAGGGAACACGAUUUUGUCCUCUGGUACUGGAUGAAUGGGGGCAUUUUACUAUAUUCGCUGGUAUUAGAUAAAGACAGGAGGUUGAUUGUAUUGGCUGUUAUUUAGAUGAAUGAGGGGAGAUUUUAUCCGAUGGUGUUUACAUAAAUGAAUCCGGUGGUGUUCAGAUCAAUUAAUUGCCGGUGACGGUGAACAUCACGCGGUGUCUCGUCAGGAAUGCGGAGACCAUGUUUACUGUUGUAGCGAGACCAGAAAGAGAUGGAGAGAUGAGGUUAUUUUUAUGAAGUGGAGCUAGUGUGUCUCUGGAAUUCUCUUCCUCAAAGGGAAAGAGAAGCAGCAGGGGCAGUUAGAUCUGGGACAGGGAAAACAAUACUCCAAAUGCAUCGUAUUUCCUCAGAGUUCACAGCGCCCUUUCUUCUUCUGUCUCUGAGCAAUAAAUCCACAGCGAUCUUUGCCCUGAGCUGUCGCUGUAGUUUAUAAUCUGAUAAUAAACAGGUUCCAAGCUGAACCAUAAAUCAAAGCGACGACAGCAACAGAAGUGGACCAGGAUUGGGGUUGACUUCCUCUCUGGAGCAGGUGAACCUUUCGAGAAUAACAUAAACAUUGCUUCCGCAGUGAAGUAGUAAGUCUGACUCGAACCUUAUCUUAGAAAGACAUUCAAGCAAAAUGAGUCUUUGUGUAGUUUAACACAAGCGUUGUGGAACAGUGUGCGGCGUUACGUGCUGAAUAAGCUGAAGUUCAGGUUUAUGAGCGUGUUAUCGACUGAACAUUGCUCAGGGUGUGUCCUCGUACUGUUAGGACCCAUAAAAUUUAGAUGCUCGGAUUCGCUGAAAACAGACUCCGGAGUCCAACACCAGAUGCACAUUCCAAAAAACAAGAUAACAGAGAUGCCGCGCGUUUCACAGGCCCGUGUGAAAACUUCUGGCUUAGAGCAAUGGUUGAUCCACGCAACAGCAAAAAUACUAAUCAGUGGAAACAUUGAAGACCGGACCAGCAGCUGGAAUGUGGAUUACAAAUUACAGCAGUAGAUGGAAAAGGCGAGUCAGAAGGGCAAUUUCAUGAUAAUCGUCGGGGAUUCUAACAUGAAAGUGGAUUGGGAAAAACCAGCGCAGCAAAAUCUGGCCCCAACUGUCCUCGACAUGGCUGAACGGGCGGGCAGGGGAGGAGUUCCAGUGACGUCAACAUCAGGAAAGGUCACGGGUAUGUCCUUCACAGGUCCGAGCUCAGUGAUCACCGAGCUCCUGGCAGGCUGCAACGACUCCCAGCUGCUGCAGCUGACGGAUUUCUACCGGGACAGGCUGGAGAAGGCGAUGGAAAGAGGAGUGUACGGAGUGAGCCUGGCGUUAAAGGAUGAGAAUCAGUUCAGCGGAGAGGAACAUCAGACAAUCUCCGAUCUCGCUGAUAAUGGCAAGAGGGCGGACAGUUCUAAACUCCUCCUGAGCCUGGUGAUUGAGAAAGGCUCCCGCGCCCGGAGGGCGAUGUGGGAAAACUUCGUGAAAAUGCGCAAUGUCGUCCCAAAGUUGGACAAAAUACUGAAAGAAAUUCAGGAACAUGGUUGUGUUCCGAUCCAUCGACCCGUCCCGGAGAUUCCUUGUGAGCUGAAAGUUUUCUUCACAGAUCCGAGCUCAGUGAUCGCCGAACUCCUGGCGAGCUGGAAUGAUUCCCAGCUGCUGCAGCUGACGGAUUUCUACCUGGACAGGCUGGAGCAGGCGAUAGAAAGAGGGGUGCACGGAGUGAGCCUGGCGUUAACAGCUGAGAAUCAGUUCAGUGGAGCGGAACAUCAGACAAUCUCUGAUCUCGCUGAUAAUGGAAAGAGGGCGGACAGUUCUAAACUCCUCCUGAACCUGGUGAUGGAGAAAGGCUCCCGCGCCCAGAGGGUGAUGUGGGAAACCUUUGUGAAAAUGCGCAAUGUCGUCCCAAAGUUGGACAAAAUUAUGAAGGAAAUUCAGGAACAUGGUUGUGUUCCGAUAUAUCGACCCAUCCCGGAGAUUCCCAGUGAGCUGAAUGGUAAGUGAAGAAACCGCUGUUUCAGCGAAUGGUUGAUUUUGUGUAUGGGUCAUAUCUUUGCUGUGCCAGGGAGAGACCAGGUAAAUGUUGGCAACGUGACAUAGUGAGACCUAUGGAAAAUGUUUGCUGGAAGGUUGGCUUUCGCAGGACAUGGGGGGUAGAUAAAUCUCCUGUACAUGAUGGAAUUCACCCUCGGGUCCUGAAGGAAGUAGCUGGAGAGUUUGCAGAGUAAUUAACGAAGAUCUUUCAAAAAUCAAUAGAUUUUGGCACUGUACCCGACUACUGGAAAAUUGCAAAUGUUACUCCUCUAUUUAAGAAGGGUGGGAGGCAGCAGGAAGGAAACUAUAGACCAGUUAGCCUGGCAUCAGUGGUAGGGAAGUUCUUGGAAUCGAUUGUUAGAAAUGAGAUUAUGGAGGACCUGGAGAGACAUGAUAAGAUAGGCCAAAGCCAGCAUGGUUUCCUGAAAGGAAAAUCCUGCCUGACAAACCUACUGCUAUUCUUUGAGGAAAUUACAAGCAGGGUAGACAACGUCGAUGCAUUCGAAGUGAUGUACAUGGAUUUUCAGAUGGCCUUCGACAAGGUGCUGCACGUGAGGCUGCUGAGGAAGAUAAGACCCAUUGAAUUACAUGGAAAUUACUAGCGUGGGUGGAGCAUUGGGUGGUCGGCAGAAAACAGAGAGUGGGAAUAAGGGGAUCCUAUUCUGGCUGACUGCCGGUUACCAGUGGAGUUCCAACGGGGUCGGUGUUGGGAUCGCUGUGUUUUACGAUGUAUAUCUAUGAUUUAUACUACGGUAUGAAUGGAUUUGUGGUUAAAUUUGCCGAUGCUAUAAAGAUAGGUGGAG